CAAGACUACCUCUACCUCCUGGACAAUGUCAGAUUCAAAGCCCUGCGCUUUGCCAAGCUCGGCUCGAGGACUGCGUUCAGCGACCUGCGAGCCCAAAGUCAGAAGAUAUCCAGCGCAGUCGACUACGCCGAGGAAUGGAAGAAGAUAUGCGUAAACGACCUUGGUAUUUCCGCCACGGCCAUAGAGGACAUCGAGCCCAGUGCGGCCGAGAUCGGCUAUUCAAGCUUUCUGGAAAGCCAGACAAUGAUCGAUGACUGGUUCAGCCUCUACAUAAUCACCAUUCCAUGCGUCUAUGGCUGGAACCGGAUUGCCGAGAGGCUCGACAAGGAUCCACGAACUGACAAAAGUACUCGCUUUUAUAAGACAUGGAUUGAACCGAACUUGGAUGACCAGUAUGGGAAAAAGCUCUCCCAAUUCAUCGAGGCGAAUCGAGGAGUCUAUACAUCCUCUGCCAAUAAGAGCGUGUGGAAUCACCUAUUCCGGACCGCUCUCAAGUUUGAGAUUGGCCUCUUUGACAGC
Messenger RNA from Lasiosphaeria miniovina, 519 nucleotides. RefSeq lists its product as uncharacterized. Lineage: Eukaryota; Fungi; Ascomycota; Sordariomycetes; Sordariales; Lasiosphaeriaceae. The record is from RefSeq and is a predicted model, not a curated record. The annotation marks the transcript as partial. The transcript is spliced from 4 exons.